AUGGGUGGUAUCAAUGUACCUACCUGUAGCAGUCCGAGCACAGUACAGGUUGGUCGUAUGAGUAGCAUUUUCCUACUGCUACUGCCACUAGUAUCAGCUAGUGAAGAGGAAACGCACGAUCGAUUCCUAGAUGGAUGCAGUUCUCAUUGCACCAAUAAAUUCGAUCAGAAUCUGUCGUGUUGGAACAAAACUGCAGAAUUUUUUGGUAAAACACUUAUGGGUGUAUUUUUACGAUAUGUUACAACACAGGCAAAUAUUUUAAUUGCAACAAAGGAACAUCACGGAAAGUUGCCAACCCCUGACGAAAUAGCAAAAAGAAGUCUCGACAGAAUGACGAAGUAUACGGAAUACUAUCAUUUUGAUAAUGAUAGUGGAAUUCUGACGACAGGAAUUAUCAGUAAAACUGUAAUGGCUUUUGUUGCUGCCUCUUUCGAAACGCUUCAAACUGGAAAACAACCAACUUUGUUGACAUGUCCGAAAGGCUGUGAAAGGCCAUCAAAUUUUUGGUUAUCAUGGAGUUUCAUAUCUUUGUCGGUUUCUGGCAUUCUAAUUGCUAUCAUAAUAAUUAAAACGUUAGAAAAAGAUCGCAUGGAUCGCAAACAUGUCUUAGCUGAAGGAACGGUCAAAAGUGAUGGGUGCAAAACGAACUGA
This is a messenger RNA of Brugia malayi, 651 nucleotides long. RefSeq lists its product as uncharacterized. The transcript is spliced from 5 exons. The record is from RefSeq and is a predicted model, not a curated record. Bases 1 to 651 code for a protein of 216 amino acids. Lineage: Eukaryota; Metazoa; Nematoda; Chromadorea; Rhabditida; Onchocercidae.